Andrographis paniculata is the source of this 1802-nucleotide messenger RNA. RefSeq lists its product as uncharacterized. The transcript is spliced from 13 exons. The record is from RefSeq and is a predicted model, not a curated record. Bases 95 to 1486 code for a protein of 463 amino acids. NCBI's taxonomy places the organism in Eukaryota, Viridiplantae, Streptophyta, Magnoliopsida, Lamiales, Acanthaceae.
GCAUAGUUGGCGCCCACCCACAAAAUUGAACUCCAUUCACCGAACUGUCGCGAGAAGAAGACAGGAAUUGCUGUCCGCGCGACGGAUAAAGAAGAUGGUGGACGCGGACGAUCGACUAGACUUCGAGUUCGAAGAUCCCAUUCCAGUUGCGCCACCUAUCACCAAAAGAAAGAAGAAGGUCAUUGAUUUGGAUGAUCUAUUAGAGGCUCACAAGAAAGAGCAAAAAAAGAUCAAUGAGAAAAUAUCUAAACAGCGAAAAAUUCGAAAGGUUUAUGAUAUGGAGGAUGAGGCUGAUGAUGCUGCUGAAGCACGGCUUUCAGAAUGUGUUGACAAGUGCCAAAAAGAGAUAAAUCAAAUAAAUGGUGACGAGGAACUGCGCCUAUGGGGCAUUCGAGUUUUUGGGGAAAAUGAAAAUCUGCCACAGCAGGAUUACCCAGAGUUAAAAACUUCACACCUCCUGCAAUCCUUAACGAAUCAAAAGAUCAGUUCUCUGGUGGAGCUGAACAUUGAGGAAGGGGAAACUUUUCUGGAUGGAUUGUUGGUGGAUGGCUGGCUAUUGCACCUUGUAUAUACAUCUGGUUGUGUCGAAAAAAUCAUUGCGACUUGGACGUUCAACUUAAUGUUGUAUUCCCCUAAGGUAUUGCUGAUGGAAGCUGCCUGUGAAUUCUGGUGUGCAAUUCUCUCACGUACAAACAAGGAUGAUUUGUCUAGCAUCAGGAUUGAAUGGUUGCCUAGAUAUUCAGAUCUAAAAACGGCCCUUCUUUCUUAUGGUUACCUUCUGGAUUCACCUGCUAAAGUUUCAACAGAUAUUGAUAUGAUUCAAUCUGAUUCUGAAACAACAGGCCCCCCACAAAAUAUUCGAUCAUGGAUGAAGUGUGCAGCUUCUUGUUGCCAAAUAAGGAAUCAUACUCGACUUUUCUCAGUUAGAGAAGCAGAGGAAUUGCUGGCAGUAUUCAUUUCUUUUGUUUUAGAUCGACAGCUUCUUGGCCUCUCUAUAGUAAUGCAUGAGGCCAUGCUUUCGGUGAUUAGAUUCUUUAGGGAUGAGGAAUGGCUUGACAGCUGUAAGAAAGUAUCUAAGUCUCUUGCUUACAGGUUGCCUUGCGAUAUCAAUUGCUUGAGGGUGGUGGAGAGCAUUACGGGUACUGAAGGACGAUGUAAGCAGCUUAGAAGUGCACUAGCAUUCCAAUUUCUGUUGACAUGUUUAAACAAGAAGGUGUGUGAUCCGGAGGAGAUUCUACAAAUGCUAAUUUCGAUAAAUGUAAAAGACAAGACCUGUGAUCUUUUCAAGAUAUACAUAUACUUGAAUUUGGUGGAGAAUUGGUUGUCAUUUGACGAGACGUUAAAAGAUAAGUCUGUUCUACAUGAAUUGUGGGGUGUUUGUCUCCGAAAUUUCUCUUGUGGUGUAACCAUAACCGAUUUAAGGCCUUAUGCAUCCAAUGUACGUAGCAAAGCUUCAUAUCUCCUCCAGGGCAGCAUGAGAAAGUGAUUCUGCAGUGAUGAAUAGGUUCUUGCAGCUAAUAUAUCCUUUUGAACAUGAAUCUGGAAAACAAGAUCGAUCGCUGGAAAACCCGGCGCUCUGUCGGUAAGUGUUUUGCCAGUUCUAAUUUUGGAAAAAAACUGGGUUGUUUUUAUCUUGCUCUAUGUGGUCUAUAUAUAUAUAUAUAUAUAUAUAUAUAUGUGCAUACAUACAGAUGCUUUUCACUCUGAUGGUUUUUGAUGUGCAUGGAAGUAGAAAUCCACCUUUGGAUAUAAACAGUAUUUGAUAGAAUAUUUUUAAUGAUCCCAUCAUAAUUAAAGUGUAA